Molecule: messenger RNA, 2297 nt
Organism: Dufourea novaeangliae
Lineage: Eukaryota; Metazoa; Arthropoda; Insecta; Hymenoptera; Halictidae
Exons: 4
Coding region: 190-1977 (595 amino acids)
Source: RefSeq, a predicted model, not a curated record
AUCAAAUUUCGGCAUGUGUAUAUUAUGUACAUAUUCGUUUGAUUUUACAGCCAACAUAUCCAUACAGCGGUUGUAUUGUUCAAAGUGGUCUGUAAUUAUUCUCGAAAUGUAGUACUGGAUUACAAACUUAUAGAAUUCUGUGAUUGAAUGUAACGGUGGUACUUAUCUUCCUGCUUCAAAUAGGCCACAAUGAAUUCCAAUAAUUAUAUCAAGAUGGAAACUGUUGCAAGAAAUUAUCAACAACAGUAUUAUGAACUUCUUCCUGACUGGUUUGAAUAUAAUCAAUGUGAGUACAAAUAUAUUGAGCAACAAAUUGGAUUUGCACUUUUUGGUCCUCCUGAUAUUAAUACAGAUAGGGAAGACAGUAUUGUGAACAGUUCUGACAUAUUCAGUAAAGUCAAGUAUAAUAAUGACUCUUGUAAAUGUAUCAGCUCUAUACAUCAGAAGAUACUCAAGUAUGGUGAACAAAAGUCUACUAAGCGUAUUUACAUGGCUAUAAUAUAUAAUGUUAUAUUCAAUCACGAAUCACCAGUGAAAUUCACAAAUGAUAGCAAUGAAAAGUCCAAUGAGAUAUUUGCAUUCCCAGUGUUUAAAAUAAAGAGGGAUAUUAGUGUUGUAUGGUAUAUUGAUAAUAAUGCCAGGGUGUACAAAAGUUGGGAAGAUUAUUUAAAAAAUAAUGAGUUACCUAAGUGUUUAAUGGUUGUACCAAAGGAUGGAGUUUAUCAAUGUAAUCCAUCCUAUAACAUUACACAACACUCUUCAACUGUGUGGAUUCAAAUAUUACAAUCACCUUCUUGUUCAACUAUAAAGACUGUUGUAAAAUCUAUUGACAUUGCUUCAAAUGUGUUAAGUCUUGGUACAGCUGUUGGACUAACAGCUGCAGCUGCUUUUACUCCUAUUGGACCAGUAUUAGCCAGUGCAGGACUAGUCAGCUGUGGCCUAAGUGGAUUAUGGAAUGUUGCUAGAAGUUCACAAAAAUUAGUAGAUCUCAAUAGCCACGAAGGAUCUAUCAGUCCUGCGAACAAAAAUGCCUUAUCUGCAUGGAUAGGAAUAACCGGUUCAGCUUUAACUAUAGGGGCGAAUGGUGGAACCAUGUUCUUAUCACAAGCAGUUGCAAAGGGCACUCAAAUAAGUACUGCGGCAAAACUAGCUUACAAUGCAGUGGUAAUAGGUAAUCUCACAGUAAAUGGGGCUGGUGUAGUUUAUCAAGGCUGCUGCUUAAUUAGCAAAUACAAGAAGACGAAAACAGUUGAUCCAUUUGAUAUAGUUAUGUUCAGCUCACACAUUUUAUUCUUCAGUAACAGUAUAGUAAAUACCAAAUUGGCUGGUGAGCUUAUAGGAACAUCGAAUGGAACUGUUCUUGAAAAAUUUAAGGGCAUAAGCUCUUUGAAUACAAAAACCUGGCAGAAUAGUCUCCAGAUAAUGUCUGAAAAUGGUAAACUCCUGAUAAAUGGUAUAACGUUGUUAGACCCUCUAUUGGUCACAGAACAGUUGCUGACAAUAGGUGCGAUAGCACUUACAGGGUCAAAUUCGUUGUCUUCGUUAAUUAACUCUCGAACAAUGGCUGCGUUAAAAACUUUACUUUCAACUCUGCUACGAAAUUACUAUUCUGAGAGGCAACAUGAAGUGCCUCAUAUUAAUGACUUCCAUCAGAUACUCGAAGAGAUGACACAUAUGGAUAAUGCUGUAGAUAUAUUGAAAAUGGUUUUCCAGAUUGGUGUGACUUUGAUAACAUUUGAUAAAGAGCCAUCAAAGAUUUUGCACAAGGUAAUUUUCUUCGUAUGGGAAUACUGCAAGGCUAAUUUAAAGCAGAGAGCCAUGAACGCGUGUUCUCCUUUUAAAGGUAGUACCGCUGUAUACUCUUUGUUGGCUAAAAUCGUCACAAAUGUGUUCCGUCUUCUUGAUAUGUUACGCGAUGAUUUGUAUUCUGCUUUUAAUUCGUAUAUGUUAUAUAGAGAGCCAUGGAAUACUCUCUAAUACAAAUAACUCUACUCGCGCUAGUACGCACUUGCAAGUGUGCAGAGAUAAAUGUAUUUUUAAUUAAGUUAAGACGUAUUGCAAUUUUUGUACGAGUCAAAAAACAAAAAUUGUUGAUGUUAGGUUAAUAUUUUUUACUAAGAUUGUAUUGUAACGAACACCUGUUGUGAUAAAGUACAAGACACAAAUAAAUGAUGAAAUGUUAUGUUAGAACUAUGUAGUUUAAAGAAUUUAAGAGAAUGUAUUGCGCACAAUUUUGUUACGAAUGUUGUUAUUAUAAAAAAUACACUUGUUAGUGAACCAAUAUAUAAAAUAGAAAU